Suncus etruscus (white-toothed pygmy shrew) is the source of this 5297-nucleotide messenger RNA. It is a transcript of the gene DNAAF9, whose product is annotated as dynein axonemal assembly factor 9. The transcript has 39 exons. The record is from RefSeq and is a predicted model, not a curated record. NCBI's taxonomy places the organism in Eukaryota, Metazoa, Chordata, Mammalia, Eulipotyphla, Soricidae. The coding region runs from base 1 to 3933 and encodes 1310 amino acids.
AUGUCUUUCCGGAGACGGGGGAACCACCAGGCAGCAGCAAGCAGCAGCUUCGAGAAGAGCCGCUGUCAGAUGCCGCGGCGACUGCGGCUGCGCGAGGGGCUGGACUGGAAGAGGGUCCCGCCCCAGGCACGUGCGCCUCAGUGCUGCGGCUCGGGAGCCUCUAUCGGCCACGCCCCCGGUGGCCACGCCCCUCUUCCAGCCCCGCCCCAGGUGCAUGCGCCUCGGGAGCCUCCGCCGGCCACGCCCAGACGGCCACGCCCCCUUGGUGAGCCCCGCCCCUCCCCGGGCGCGUGCGCGUGCGUGGCGGGCGCGCGCCAGCAUCCCCUCAGUGCUGCGGCUCUCCGGCGGCCGCGCCCAGUCAGCCCCGCCGCCGCCCGCCGCCCGCCGCCCGCCGUCAUGGACGCCAAGCCCACGGCCCGGCUGGGGCUGCCUCGCGCGCGCUCCCCCGGCGGCGCCCGACGGCCCCCGGCGCCCUCCGUCAGCUGCAGCCGACUCCGCCAGGUUCAAAGUAUCCUGACCCAAAGCAGCAAGUCUCAGCCUGAUGGGAUCCUCUGCAUCCUAGGAAUUGAUAGCAGGUACAAUGAGGGCUGUAGAGAGCUGGCAAACUAUCUCCUGUUUGGUUUGUACAAUCAGAAUACCAGUGAUUUUGAGAAAACAGGAUUUUCUGAAGAAGUUCUAGAUGAUAUAAUUAUAUUAAUAAAAUCAGAUAGUGUUCAUCUAUACUGUAAUCCUGUAAACUAUCGCUAUCUCUUACCUUAUGUGGCGCAUUGGAGAAAUCUGCAUUUCCACUGCAUGACUGAAAAUGAGUAUGAAGAUGAGGAAGCUGCAGAAGAAUUUAAAAUUGCUAGCUUUGUGGACAUGACUCGAGACUGUAGUAGAAUUGGCAUUCCGUACAGCUCCCAAGGUCACUUGCAGAUAUUUGAUAUGUUUGUUGUGGAGAAGUGGCCAGUUGUACAGGCCUUUGCACUUGAGGGCAUUGGAGGAGAUGGAUUUUUCACCAUGAAAUAUAAGUUGCAAGAUGUGAGUUUGAAUCUAUGGAAUGUCUACAGCAAGAUGGAUCCUAUGUCUCUGGAGAGUUUGCUUUCAGAAGAUUUGGUGACUUUCGAACAUCAAUGGUCGAACUUCUUUGCUAAUUUUGAUACAGAAAUUCCCUUCCUGCUGGAACUUUCUGAGUCUCAGGCGGGAGAGCCAUUCAGAAGUUACUUCAGCCAUGGAAUGAUCUCCAGUCAUAUAACUGAAAACAGCCCUAAUAGGCAGCCAUUUGUUCUCUUUGGCAAUCACUCGAUGAAAGAUAAUCUGAAUGCGGGCAACUUUAACUUCCCCUCUGAAGGGCACCUUGUACGAAGCACAGGUCCUAGUGGGAGCUUUGCCAACCACAUGGUAGUGCAAUGUGUCUCACCAAAAGGACCACUGGCUUGCUCAAGAACAUACUUUUUUGGAGCUACUCACAUUCCUUAUUUGGGUGAAGACAGCAAGCCCCCUAAGAAAACUGAGCAAAUUAGGCUCUUGUCACAGGUCUAUGUUGCUGUUAUUGAGGCUGUUUUGGCUGGCAUUGCAUGUUAUGCUAAAACUUCCAGUCUAACAAAGGCGAAGGAGGUCGCAGAGCAGACCCUGAUGUCUGGGUUAGAUCACAUUGAGGCAAUGUGGUUUAAGGUAAUCCUACGCUCCAACAUGACUUUUCAUAUCCAUGCUGUGAACAAUCAAGGAAGAAUCAUGCCUCUGGAGAGUAAAGAUAGCCUAUACUAUGUGAAAACGGCUUGUAUGACUAUCUAUGACAUCCCUGACUUGCUGGGAGAAAAAGGAUACUUAGGAUCUGUGGUCUUUUCAGAAUCAUUUUUGACAUCUCAAGUCUUAGUUAAAGAAAAAGAUGGCACCGUGACUUCAGAAACCAGCUACAUAGUCCUGACAGCGGCUGUACCCAGAUUCUGCUCCUGGAUGGUAGAAGAUAGUGAGGUAAAAUUAUCUGAGAAAACCCAGCAGAUGGUGAAGGGGGACGAGUGUUUCUUGGGUACUUUCCUGAUGGGAGGAGAAGGAGCAUAUCUUUAUCCCAGCAGCCUCGAGUCCUGGCCUGAGGAAGGAAAAUUAUAUUUAUUCUCUAAUGGCCUCCUGUUUUCUCAUCGCCAUCAUGGAAGUAUCAUCAUUUCCAAAGAUCACAUGAACUCCAUUUCAUUCUAUGAUGGGGAUUCUACCAGUACCGUGGCUGCCCUUCUGAUUAGCUACAAACACUCUCUGCUUCCUCAUCUCCCAGUCCAUUUCCAUGGGUCAAGCCGUUUUCUGAUGAUUGCCCUUUUCCCCAAAUCAAAGAUAUACCAAACGUUUUACUCAGAGGUCUUCUCCCCCUGGCAACAGCAGACUAACUCAGGGAUUUCUUUAAAAGUGAUCCAGGAAGAUGGAUUAUCUGUGGAACAAAAGAGAUUACAUUCCAUUGCACAGAAGCGCUUCAGUGUCUUGAACCUUUCAGUUGGAGAAAAAUGGAAUCCUCUAAAGCUACUCUCAGCCAAACUCCCACAGCUGGACUCAUUUCUCCAGAGUUUUGCUAUUGGCAGCAUUAGUCAGGAGCCUGUGAUGAGGAUCCAUCUCCCUGUCCUGCUGCAGCAAGCUACUGCCAGCUCUUCUCCAAGACUAGAAAAUGACAAGAUGAUUAUCAACAUUAUAACUGGUCUCCCAGGCUGUUAUGCUAGCGAGCUCGGUGCUUUUCUGGUCACGCUGCAUAAGGAAUAUGGCAGGUGGCUGGUGUACCGCCAAAUCUUGGACAGCUCCAACUGCUUCCGUGCUGCCCACUUCCAGAGAUUCCUUUCAAGUGCUAUGGAGGCACAACAGAAUCGUUCAGCCCGCCAUUCAGCCCACACCCGCAAGAAGACCAGGCUGUUGGUGGUCUUACAAGGAUAUACAGACAUUAUUGAUGUUGUCCAGGCCCUGCAGACCCAUCCAGACUCAAAUGUCAAGUCCUUCUUCACCAUUGGUGCCAUCACCGCUUGUGUGGAACCACUGAGCUGCUACAUGGAUCACAGAUUUCUUUUUCCUAAAUGCCUUGACCAAUGUUCACAAGGCCUGGUGAAUAACAUCGUCUUCACCAGUCUCACCACCGAACAGAGGCAUCCUCUCCUGGUUCAGCUGCAGAACCUCGUCAGGGCUGCUAAUCCUACUGCAGCAUUUAUUCUGGCAGAAAAUGGGCUGGUCACCAGGAAUGAAGACAUUGAGAUGAUUCUCUCUGACAGUAGUUUUUCAAGUCCCCAGAUGCUUCGAUCUCGAUAUUUAAUGUUCCCUGGCUGGUAUGAAGGUAAAUUUACUGCUGGAUCAGUCUUUCCACUAAUGGUUCAGAUCUGCGUGUGGUUUGGACGCCCCUUGGAGAAAUCGCGCUUUGUGGCCAGGUGUAAAGCCAUCCAGGCCUCCAUCAAGCCAAGUCCCUUCUCUGGAAACAUCUACCACAUCCUGGGCAAAGUAAAAUUCACAGACUCUGAGAGGACUAUGGAGAUCUGCCACAACACCUUGGCCAACUCUCUGAGCAUUGUGCCCGUUUUGGAGGGGCCCACACCACCCCCUGAUUCCAGAGGUACCCCUGCAGCCAACAGUGGGCAGCAGGAGAGCUACCUUGUGUUCAUCGGCUGCUCCCUGAAGGAGGACAGCGUCAAGGACUGGCUGCGGCAGUCAGCUAAACAGAAGCCCCAGAGGAAAGCCCUGAAGACCAGAGGGAUGCUGACCCAGCAGGAGAUCCGGAACAUCCACGUAAAGCGCCACCUGGACCCCCUGCCUGCAGGCUAUUUUUAUAAUGGCACCCAGUUUGUCAACUUCUUUGGUGACAAGACUGAUUUUCAUCCACUCAUGGACCAGUUCAUGAAUGAUUACGUGGAAGAAGCCAACCGGGAAAUCGAAAAGUAUAACCGUGAGCUGGAACAGCAGGAGUAUCACGACCUCUUUGAGCAGAAGCUGUAGGAGGAGGCCUGGAGAUGGACAGAGGGUGUCUGGUUCUGCUCCAGAAGCCCUCCUCGAGGGCCCACUUUUGUUCCCCUUGGCCUUCCUGCCAGCUUUGAGUGCAUGUUGUCUUUCCUUUCUAUGCAGCGCUGAUGAGCAUCACCUAAACACUGAUGGAUCCUCAUGCCGGUGGAGCAAACCACCCUGUGUUGUGUGCACAGCUGGCAGCUCCAGAUCCGCCAGGCCUCUGGUACCACAGUCUCCCCUGGGCUAUGGAGGCACUAUGGGUAAGGGCAGUAGGGGAAGCCUUCAAAGUACGCAGAAGAACCACUGGCAUAUAGAGGAACCCAGACUGCCCAACAGUCCAUUACUGUACCUGGAAAACCAGGACUUCAGGGGAUGUGGAGGGACACACAGCACAAGCCCAACCCACAGAGCCAGUAUAGCCUGAGAUCAGCAACAGCUUCUGACCCGGGACAAUUCCCCCACAGACUGCCCAAGCUGAGGGGAAGGCACAUCCGCUUUUUUGAAACGUGAGCACAGGCGUUCCCUCCCGGAUUGGUCUUGCACUCCUUAUCAUGGCUCUGAUUUACCUGAUUGGAGACAAGCACCAAUCCCCACUCAAGCCUUCCUGCUGAGUCUUUGUCUCACUUGAGGGGACUGCCCUACUUGGGCCCUGGCUCCGGUCACUUAAAGUGGGGAGUUCCUCAGAGGGUGUUCUGCCUCCAGGACUCAGACCCUCUCCUCAAUCUUGCCUGGGAAGGCCUAUUUUUCGGCCACAAACUUCAGGAAAAAAAUCACACCUUGAAGCAUUGUUGUUGGUUCCUGAGGACCAGGAAUUUUAUAGUCCAGUAUCCAAGUUAAAUUUCUUCCAGUGGGGGCCAGAUUGAUAGCACAGCAGGUCGGGAGGGCAUUUGCUUUGCUUGUGGCCCAGGUUGGGUUCGAGCCCCGGCAUCCCUUAUCAUAUGGUCCUGAGUCUGCCAGAAGUAAUUUCGAAGUGCAGUGCAGGAGUAACCCCUGAGCACCACCAGGUGUGGGCCCCCCCCCCCCCAAAAAAAAAGAAUUUCUUUCAGUGAUCUAUGAAACAAAGAACUGCCAAGUGCACCUCAUGCCCAGCUUCCAGGUUAAGUACGGGCAUAGGGAAGCCUCAACACUGAUACAAGGUGAUAGCUGUUCAGAUCUCAGCGUGCCGCUUGCCUAGACUGUAAAUGCUUUCUGAAUCUCAAGAGUUUUUUGCAUGCCUUAGGAAGAAGCACAUAGAUGAAACCAGCAUUUCUUAGUAGCAUGGAGGGUGUUAGAGUGUAGGAUGGAGUACCUGGGUCUACAGGCCUUCAUGCAAGUAACCAAGCAGCCCCUACGGGCUCACCAGCAAACUGAUUUUUUUU